Messenger RNA from Gryllus bimaculatus (two-spotted cricket), 3818 nucleotides. The record is from the annotation of a GenBank genome assembly. Lineage: Eukaryota; Metazoa; Arthropoda; Insecta; Orthoptera; Gryllidae.
GUCACGACCACCCUGAUCCCCAACCACUCUCCCCUCAUACGAUUUGGCGACCGGCGCCAUUGGCGCUCGCCGAUUCAAAUUGCGCCAGCUCUCUGCACUCUCCGACAGUCGCCGGCUCGACACACGCUCGCGAGGGAGGUGGAGGUCUUGUUCGCUGCUGGAUGUUUGGUCCAGUGCCUGGUCGGUUUGAGCCGCACGCGCUCGUGACACGUUGCCUGCCGUGAAGGGUCGGAGAGCGAGAAAGAGAGAGAGAGAGAGGGGAAGAUUGUUGUGUGAUUUCGCUCGCGUUGUGAAAGGUCGCGUCCCAGGCUAAUUCGGGCGAGGAAGUGUCGCGUCCAAACGUGAGAGUUGCAUGAUGAAGCGAAGCAGUUCGUGUAGCACCUGCGGAGGCUGCGCGAAGCAAGACGGAGCCAGACGUAGUACUCGGCGGCCCAUGGGCGUGAACAGCGAGCAGCAGCGCGGCAUGGCGGCGGGCAGAGGCGGCGCGCUGGCGGCGACAGCGCCGCUCCUGGUGGCCACCGUGGGGCUGCCGGCGCGCUCCAAGACGACGCUGGCGCACCGCCUGGCGCGCUUCCUGGCGUGGAACGGCGAGCUGGCCGAGGCCUUCACCGUCAGCGACUACCGGCGCAAGCUCAUGGAGCGCUACGACAACCACAACCUCUUCCGCGCCGACAACAGCGCCGCGCUCGAGAUCCGCAACAGGAGCGCGGCGCUGGCCCUGGCCGACGCCGUCGAGUGGUUGCGCUCCUCCGGCACCGUCGCGGUGCUGGACGGGACGCACGCCACCCGCGCGGCGCGCCGCCAGCUCCAGGAGCGCGUGGUGGACCGCCUGGGCUGGCGCCUGCUCUUCGUGGAGUGCGUGGUCGACGACGACGCCAUCCUCGAGCGCAACAUCCAGGAAAUCCUUCACAAUAGCCCUGACUACCGUGAUAUGGGCCGGGAAAAGGCAGAAGAUGACUUCCGCAAGAAGAUAGCCCACUACUUGGAGCAAUACGAGCCUGUGGCAGCCAAAUCUGAAGGCAUCAGUGUAGUGCGGUAUUGUAAUGAUGGAGAAAGUGUGACAUCUCACCGUCUCUCAGGUCAUCUCGAAGCUCAAGUUCUGUCUUUCCUUGCAAGCUUUCGACCAUGCCCCAAGACACUCUACUUUUCUAGGCAUGGAGAGAGUGAAUAUAAUGUCCUUGGGCGAAUUGGUGGUGAUGCUAACUUGUCACCACGUGGUCAAGCAUAUGCUCGUGCUUUGGCACAACGUGUCACAGAAAUGCAUUUACCAUCAUUGCAUGUCUGGACCAGUCAGCUGUGUCGAACAAAGCAAACAGCUCAAGGCAUCAAAGUACCUGUAGAACAUCUGGCCGCACUCAAUGAACUCGAUGCUGGAGUUUGUGAAGGGCUCACUUAUGAAGAGAUCCAAGAGCGCUUUCCCCAAGAGUUUGCUUGGCGUGAUCAAGACAAAUUGCGCUACCGUUACCCAUGGGGAGAGAGUUAUAUUGACAUCAUGGCUCGCAUUCAAUCUGUGCUUCUUGACCUGGAAGGUGCUGAUGAGGAAGUGCUGGUGGUCAGUCAUCAAGCAGUGCUUCGUUGUGUACUUGGUUACUUCUUACACAAGCUACCAGAAGAGUUGCCAUACCUUGACGUACCUCUUCAUACUUUAAUAAAGCUGACAAGUGAUGGCUACAACUUCAACAUUGAAUUCAUAAAGCUUCCUAUAGAAUGUGUUGAUACAUAUCGCCGUCAGCCUUCGAAUUGUGCAACAGAUCGAACCACUCAAGACGCUCUGCUCACAGUCCCCUCUCAUUUCGAUUCUCUCAGUCUAUGGGACAGCAAAGACAUGCCCAAGAGUCUGCCAAUUUACAUUGAACAGCAUUAAGAACACAAAUCUUCCAUUUGUCUGUGCGGUACUGAAGCAAGCUACGUAAUGGUGAGACUGCUGAAAGUGUCAAUUAAUUUUGCCACAAAAAACAUCCUUUAAGUCAUGACCAGAUGCAGGCAUGUUAUAUUAUGCCUGUUGUGAAAAGAAGUGCUCAGAUAUAAUCGCAAGAAAUGAAAUGUGCAACACAAACUUCAGUUUAAUAAACAUGAAGAAUAGCAGAAGGCAGAUAACUCAAAGAAGAAAACAAUAUUUAUACGUUUUCUUUCUAAUUGCUUUGAGUUUUUGAUUAGACGUUUUAUUUAGUUAAAAAUUAUUAGUUCUAAUUGUAAUCUAAGUGAUGUAAAUGUUUACAUUAUAUUCUACAAUAUGACAAUGAGUACUUCAAAUUUCAUCACUUCACAACCUAAAUCAUGGUCAAUUAUGACUAGUUUACAAAAGUUAAAUAAUGUUUUGUUUUUUUAAAUGCCAGAAGUGGCAGGAGAAAGAUAAUGGAAAACAUUAUAGCAGCAGUCUUAAUUCAUGAUGUAACGAAAUAGUUGUGUGUAUUUCUUUUACAUUAGCUAUAUUAGUUAUAUUGUUCAGUAACUGUGUGUUAAACUGGCAGAAAAUCUCUCUAACAAUUAGUCUUAUCUGAACUUGUGUUCUCUCCAAAAGGGUUGUAAUUUUAUGUGAAAUUCUUGGCUUUGAGAAAUCCAACAGAUCUGUGCAAUUUAGUUAUAAUAUUGUUUUGUAACACAAAAUGUGUUUUUUUUGUACUUAAACGUUCAAUUGUUUCAAACAUAAUUGAGUGGCGGUUAGCCUUUCCCAUAGGGUAAUGGAGGGUUCUGUUCCUGUUGAGAAAUAAUAUGUAAUUUUCAUGGUUGUUGCUUUCAAUACUGUGAUUUUUUGACUUGCCAGAAGAGGAACAAAGUAACUUAUGACAAUUUUUUUGUGGUGUAGUAUCAUGUGGUUCAUUGAAUGAUGAACAUAAUUAAAUGUUCUUUUUCUGUAUCAUAAGUAAUUAGACGAGGUGUUCUGAGAAAUUCUCAGAAGGCAGAAUUAAAUUCAAUCAAAUGUAUUAUCAAACUGAGCUGUAGACUACUUGAAGUGAGAAUGUUGUUCCGUUUGAGUGAGUCUGUUUACCUGACAACCAGGUUAAAGUCUGUAAAACAAAAAAAUAAUUAUUUUUUAUACUUUCGCUCUCAUGAUACUGAGAAAACAUUAAAUAGUAUUGCACUUAACUUGUAUAAUUUUUAUAUUAGAUUUUACGUAUGUCCAGUACUGAUAUAAUUUUUAAUAUUUUUUAAUAAAAUUUUCUUCAAAAUAUGAUUUUGUAAGUUUUAUUUCCUUGUUUAUCAUCUCAGAAGGCUUGUUUACACAAUUUCAUUGUAUUUAACAUACAAGAUCACCAUGUUUGAAGCAUCAGCAAAGUUACAAGGCAACACCUGUGUUCAAUCUGUCAAUACCCUCUUCAAAUCAAACCACAAGUUGAAUUGUACUUUACUGAAGAAAUCACUUCAAGAACUAGUGACUGCAAAAGAUAUUGACUAUGCUAUGAAUAAUAUACUCCCUGUUCAUUGUGACGAAAAACAUUUAACAAUUUUAAAUUGCUCAGUUUAUUAUUGUAAUGUCAAAAAUAAAAAAAAAAAUGAGUUUUCAACUUUACUAACAAACUCAUUCAGUCUUCCUUUUGGACCUAUUCCAUAUCUUUGCUUUCUGAACUGCGAUUUAAUAGACCUGAAUUUUCUCUUUAGAAAAUUGAAAGUCUUUCAUAACCAAGUUCUUAAUAAAUUAAAACAUGCUAACAAUAACAUAUGUAGGGCAGUUCAAGUAGAAUCAAAGAUUAUAUAAACAUACUUGUAUUACAUUUUGAGCAUUUACUUACAUGAAUUAGUACAUAUUUUUCUCACAUCUCAGCUCUCUCAAUUUUGAUGCACUCAAUUGAGAGUGGUGAACAAUGGAAAAAUAUUUU